UAUCAUGUUCCUGAGGGGUGGGGGCGUUAUGGAGAUCCUCAAUAAGCGGAUGGUCAGAUGAAAUGGCACACAGAGGAAACAUGAACUCCUCGAGCAUUUACAGCACACUCGGACGCUUGUUCCCUAACAACUUUUCUCUUUGGGGGCAUCUCCAGAAGAACUGGACCACCCAUGAUUUGACGCCUUUCUCCAUCGACUUUCUGUUUGCGGGCCAUGAACCGGACACUAUAGUUUUAAUGGUGAUGUAUGUGCUAUCAUUCGUGACCGGACUGGUGGGGAAUAUAAUGGCUCUGUGGGUCCUGACGCGCCGGAGGAAUCGCUUGUCUGGAGCGUCAGCCACCAGGAGACUCCUGGUCAACCUGGCGGUGUGCGACAUGAUGGUGGUGUGCGUCUGCAUGCCGGUUAAUUUAGGACUUCAGGUGUACAACGCCUGGGUGUUUGGAGAGUUUCUGUGUCGAGCUGUGCCGUUCGUUCAAGCGGUAUCAGUCUCGGCCAGUGUUCUGAGUCUGGCCGCGAUCAGUUUGAACAGAUACUACAGCGUCCACAGUCCCCUGCACGCCAGAUCUUUCUUCACGACCAGCAGAAUGAUAUGCAUGAUAGCUGUGGUGUGGAUCGUAUCUUCUGCACUAUGUUUGCCGUUGUUUUUCAUGAACACGACUAAGACGCUUUCCCUACUAGACGGGCUGCAUACAGUGACUGUGUGCGUGGAGAGCUGGUCUAAAAUCAAACUGCGCCAGGGUUACAACUUUUUGCUCUUCUGCGCGUUGUAUGGAUUCCCGGUGGUCUUUAACCUGGUCAUUUGCUUUUUGACCGGUUGGAAAUUGAGUAGAGGAGGCACAUCAUCAAUAUCAGAUCCAAACCAGCUAGCGCAAACCUCUUCAAGAUCGCGCCUGAAGACGCGCAAGAGGAUCGCCAAAAUGGUCUUUGCGCUCGUGUUGCUGUUCACUUUCUCCUGGCUGCCGCUUUAUGCCGUGGACAUCUGGAUCGACUCCAACAUUCCCAGCUCCCCUGAUCGAAACGACGAGCUGAGCAACGUCGAACAUCAUUGGAUUCUCCAGAGCAGACCCUUUGCGCAAUGGCUGGGUCUCACCAACUCAUCCCUCAAUCCUCUUUGCUACUGCUUCAUCGGAAACUUGUACAGAUCGGCCAAAAGGUUCAGAGAGAGCUACAGAGAGAAGAUUUCAUCUGUCAUGAGUUUGACCAAUAGGUCUUCGAUAAGAAAUUCUGCCUCUAAAAUCCAGCAGCGCAACUCUGGCUCGUCUGCGAGAUUUUCUUCAGAAACAAGGAGCUACACUGUGUUCAGACUGACCAGAAGUAAAAGCGUGUCUGCAACGACUGUGUGUGAGAGUAUUUAACUGAGAAUCAAUGUAAUACAGACUUGAAACAAUCAUGGAAAUAUGAAAAAGGUGACAGUUAUUGUUA
Molecule: messenger RNA, 1422 nt
Organism: Rhinichthys klamathensis goyatoka
Lineage: Eukaryota; Metazoa; Chordata; Actinopteri; Cypriniformes; Leuciscidae
Product: neuropeptide SIFamide receptor
Exons: 1
Coding region: 63-1355 (430 amino acids)
Biological process (GO): neuropeptide signaling pathway
Cellular component (GO): membrane
Molecular function (GO): peptide binding; G protein-coupled receptor activity
Source: RefSeq, a predicted model, not a curated record